Molecule: messenger RNA, 1050 nt
Organism: Phaeodactylum tricornutum CCAP 1055/1
Lineage: Eukaryota; Bacillariophyta; Bacillariophyceae; Surirellales; Neidiaceae
Exons: 1
Coding region: 1-1050 (349 amino acids)
Source: RefSeq, a predicted model, not a curated record
AUGAUGAAAACUGUAGGCUUUUCGAAUCUACUGGUCGCGGCCCUCUGCUCGACUUCCGGUUCCAUGGCGGAUGCCCAGGAGAAUUCGACGUUGGUGUGUGGCCUAGCUACUAGCCCCUGCCCUGCUGGAUGCUGGUAUGGGGUCAUCCUUGACGCUCCCGAAGAACCACGGUCGUGCUUGCCUGUCGAAAAAGGUCAUUUUAGUGGAGCUGAAGAUGACGUUAGGUACGCAUGUAGUGCUGGAACCUACUCGAGCUCACAAGUUGCAGAAGAGUGCACGCUUUGCCCGGCGGGAGCGUUUAGCAAUGGCUUCGGCAGCACUUCUUGUACUUCAUGUCCAUCGGGAUCCUAUGCAAUUCUUCAAGGUGCCGACACGUGCGCCCCCUGCAGUACCGAUAGGUACGACGGGGAAGGUGCUCGCUUGGCUAUUGGACCUAAUGCAGAAGGUGGAUACACUUGCUUGCACCCCGAUUGGGCCCUCAGCAUCUUCCCUCAGGUCUUUGCCACCAUCGCUCCUUCCUCUGAUAUUCGCAGCUCAGCACCAUCCUUUCCUUCUGAGCUGGCAAGUUUUCUUUCUUCGGAGAGACCAAGUACGGCGCCAGCCUUUGUCUCGAAAGCGGAAACUGUAAAUCCUUCGGAAAUUCCGAGCUUGUCGCCAGUCUUUGUCCCUGAAUCAGACAUGCUGGAACCGGAAAUUUCAGAAGGGUUCAGUAAUACCGUUGAAGCAACUUCAGACGAGGUGCCGUUGGGAUCACCGACCGAAACAUCGCCAACUAGCGGAGUAACAGACCGCCGCAGGGUUUUUUUGCCGACUCUUUUGACCGUAUUGGUAGUUACAGGAGCCGUUGGCAUGCUCACUUACCACCGGAGUUCCCAUGAUGGCGAGUAUGAGGAUGAUGAAGAUCUCGAUGAUGGCGACGAUGAUGGGGCCAACGAAGUUUUUUCUGCGUGUAGCGACAUGGCUCAAACUGACUCCUUGCAAGAUAUUGAUAUCAACACAUCGGGUCCAAGCCAAUCAAACUCUACUGUGGAAUUUGGCUCGGAUGAAUGA